This is a messenger RNA of Pantherophis guttatus, 1176 nucleotides long. The record is from RefSeq and is a predicted model, not a curated record. Lineage: Eukaryota; Metazoa; Chordata; Lepidosauria; Squamata; Colubridae.
AUGGAUUUCAGCAACCACACUCUAGUUACUGAGUUUGUUUUUCUGGGUUUCUCCAACAUCACACAUGGCCAGGUCUAUCUCAUCCUGCUGUUCCUCAUCAUCUAUUUGGUCACCAUUCUGGGUAACUUCAUGAUCAUCACUCUCAUCCUGGUGGACUCCCACCUUCACAGUCCCAUGUAUUUUUUCCUCAGCCACUUAUCCUGCUUGGAUGUCUGCUACUCAACGGUCACCGUCCCCAAGAUCCUAGCAAAUCUCCUUCGCCAAAGACACACCAUAUCCUACAACCUUUGCUUUGCUCAGAUGUUCUUCUUGAGCUUCUCGGGCUCAGAAUGCUGGUUGCUGGCCAUCAUGGCUUAUGACCGCUACGCUGCCAUCUGUCAGCCUUUGCGCUACUCACACCUCAUGAGUCCACGUGUUUGCAUGCAAGCAGCUGUGAUCAUCUGGAUCUGGGGCUUCCUGGAUGCAGCAGUUCACACAGCCUUGGCUUCCAACUUCCAUUUCUGUGGACAUAAUCAGAUCUACCACAUCUUCUGUGAUCUACCCCCACUGUUGAAAAUCGCCUGUGGUGACAAAUUUGUCAGUGAGAUAACAAUCCACCUAGCCACUGUGUUUGUGGGAUUGGGUCCCUUCCUUUUUGUGGUCAUCUCCUACUUCUACAUCCUUGCAUCCAUCCUGCGUAUCCGUUCCAACACAGGGAGGCACAAAGCUUUUUCUACUUGUAUUUCUCACGUGAUGGUGGUCAUUCUUUAUUUUGGAAAUGGUGCCAUUAACUACAACCAGCCCAGUGCUGGCUACUCCCUGGAGACCGACACCCUAAUUUCCACCAUGUAUUGCAUUGUCACCCCCAUGGUGAACCCCCUGAUCUACAGCCUACGCAACAAGGAGGUGAAGGGGGCCCUGAGGAAGAUCCUGGAAAGACACAGGAGAAUGAGACAAAGAAGAAGCCCAAAUGAAGCCCAAAUGAAGCCAAUGCAUGUUUCCUCCCUUCAAAAAAAGUGGACCGAGAGCAAUGCAGAGGUGAGCUUCAUCACCACAUCUGGAGCAAGACACCAGCAGCCCACCCACCCCCAGAAAGAGCUUCUCCUUCAUCUCCUGGAUGAAGAUGGUGCUUUCAGGAAGAGAAAACCUCCGCUGAAGGCAUCAAAUGAACAUGUUGAGAAGAAGUCCCCGAGAUGA